Messenger RNA from Pristis pectinata (smalltooth sawfish), 2626 nucleotides. RefSeq names its product lysosomal membrane ascorbate-dependent ferrireductase CYB561A3. Gene Ontology annotation, molecular function: oxidoreductase activity. Gene Ontology annotation, cellular component: lysosomal membrane. The coding region runs from base 264 to 995 and encodes 243 amino acids. The record is from RefSeq and is a predicted model, not a curated record. The transcript is spliced from 6 exons. Lineage: Eukaryota; Metazoa; Chordata; Chondrichthyes; Rhinopristiformes; Pristidae.
UGCAUUGACAAAGCGAUAUGCUUUAGACAGGUAGUUAGAGCCUGAAGGCCGAGUUUAAAAGUGGCUUUAAUAUCAAUUUAAGCAUUGAAGGUUUAAAGAAAAGUAGUGUUAGGGCGUAGUGGUAAUCUCAGAUUAGGUUAGCUCUAUCUGUUUGAUAUGGAAUAUCAACGGAAUUCUCCAUCUGGGAGGAAGUUUGAAGGUUCAAGGACAUAAUUUCCCUUUAAAUUCAAAGUAACACCAUUGGUACAAACUACUGGGCAAAGAUGAAGAUAUUUUAUGUUGUCUACAGCUUGUCUCUCCUCCUUGGUCUAAUUUGUGUAAUCAUUGUGAUUGCCUGGAAUACAUGUUAUCGAGGAGGUUUUGCUUGGGAUGGAACAGCAAAGAUGUUUAACUGGCAUCCUCUGUGCAUGGUGUCUUGGUUUGUGCUCUAUGGGAAUGCCAUUCUUGUGUACAGGUUGCCCUUUACAUGGUCCAGCAGCAAGAUGAUCCUAAAGUUGGUUCAUGCUAUCCUGAAUCUUGGUGCACUGACUCUGGCUGUCAUUGGGUUGUUAGCAGCAUUUGGAUUCCACAAUAAGAUGCAUAUUCCCAAUUUAUAUUCCAUACACAGCUGGGUAGGAUUUGCAGUAGUCAUCCUCUUUAGCUUGCAGUGGCUACUGGGGUUCCUGUCCUUUCUGUUGCCUUGUGCUCCGCUCUGGCUUCGAGCUGCUUACAAAGAUGUGCAUGUUUUCUUUGGAAUUUUUUUCUUAACAAUGACUAUUGCUGCUUGUCUGUCAGGAAUCAAUGAAAAAUUAAUCUUUGUGCUCAAUGGUGCCAACUCGUCUGUUCCCUACAAGGAGCUUCCACCUGAGGCAUAUUUGGCCAAUGUUUUGGGAAUUUUACUGCUAUGUUUCUUCCUGUCUGUCACCUGGAUGCUCUACAAACGUGAAUGGAAACGACCAAACCCCCACACAUCGGUACUCAGUGAAGCUACAGAGCCACUUCUGAGUGAACAUUAAAUGAGGAAAAUAUUGACAAAUUUAUGGAUACAGUAAAAAGAGCCUGUCUUGGGAAGUGUACUAACGUUAUGCCAUUCUAUUGAAUUACGUUUACCAAGAAUUGAUGGUCUUGGGCUCAGACUAUUGAGUUGAGCACUUUAGCGUUGACACAUUUUGCUAUGUCAGGAAUCGUCAGGACAAGGUUGCUGUCAUUGUCAAGUUGAUAAUUUCUUUGAAAUAGAAUUUGAAUAUUUAACUCCACUAAUGUCUGAGAGAGAGAGGAGAGGACUGGAACUCCUUUUCUAAAAGCCUUUGUUGCCAACCGUGGACCUCCAAAAACAUUCAAAACAAAAGACUAGGGCGGUCAGGUAACCAACCCGAUUAAAUGGACUCUUGAUCAACCAUCCACAUUUGAGGCCACCAACCUUAAAUUGAGAUGAAUUAAAUCAUUACUACAAGCAGGAAGCUUUAUAUUUUUCCCCUCAAAUAGUCAGUUUCAUUAACUAAUGUGUGCUACUCUUUAUAACUGCAACAAAUUUCUAUUGCUGAUGGUGAAAGAACAUUUUCCAAAAAAUUAUUUUCAUCACUUCAGAAUCAAUUCUAUAAGCUGGUUUAUGAUUUCCCAAAGAUUUUUAAAUGAAGCAACAUGUUGUGUUUGGCUUUGAAAUUGGAUUUGAAUCCAGAUCAGAGUGCUAGGUUGAAAUGGAGAAACAAGAGACUGCAGAUGCUGGAAUCUGGAGCAACACACAAGAUGCCAGAGGAACUCAGCGAGUCAGGCAGCAUCCAUGGAGGGAGAUGGAUAGUCUACAUUUUGGGUCGAAACCUUUCAUCUGGACUGAAAGAUAGAGGGGAGAUAGCCAGCAUGAACAUUUAAUUCUCCUACUUCCAUAAUCUGCUCCUCUUCUGUCCCUUUUCUCACUUCUGAUCUACCUAGCCCCCAUCACUCUAUCUUUCCCCAUCUCCACUCUCUUCAUCUGCCCAAUACCACACACUUCUCCCACUGGUUACCCACUUCCCCCAUCUGCUCUCCCCAGCUCCCUACCUGUAUUCCAAGCUCCAUCUUCCUCUGCUAUCAGAUUCUGCCAUCUUCAGUCCUUUGUCACUUCCACCUAUCACCACCAAGCUUCCAAUGCUAUUCCCAAACUCCCCUCCCCCAUCUGCCUAUCACCCCUACACCUGGAUCUGUCUAUCAUCUGCCAGCUCUUGCUCCACCCCUUCCCUCCACCUUUUUAUACUGGCUAUCUCCCCUCUAUCUUUCAGUCCAGAUGAAGGGUCUUGAUGUGAAACGUCAACUGUUCAUUUCCCUCCAUAGACGCUGCCUGACCUGCUGAAUUCCUCCAGCAUCUUGUAUGUUGUGAGAUUGAAAGUCUCCUUGAUGUUUAAAGCAGAUUUAUAAAAUUAAUGUGGGCAUCUGCAUAGUCUACAGUUGAGGUGUGCUUUUAGCUAAUCUAUCCAGCAAUCAUUGCUGCUUCAAUAAUGUAGCACUAUGUUUCUCACUCUUCACUGUGUCAGCAAUUUUUUUCCAAGUAUAAUCUGCCUGAAGCAUGCAAAACACAAGUACAACUUGUUGGAAGUGGGUGACGGAUGGCGAGGAAAAGCAUUUUGAAGUAUAACCAAAAUAAUUUUAAAAUAAAAUGAAGGUGAUUUAUAAA